AUGUUGAAAACACUGACUCGUUCUGUUCAGCCAUCUAUCUCAUUUUAUCUAUCUAACUCUUUUCACUAUCUCACUAUCUAUCUGUCUAUCUACGUCUUUUCACUAUGUCUUUCCCUAUCUAUGUAUCUAUCUAUCUAUGUCUUUCCACAAAAUAUCUAUGUCUUUCACUAUCUAUGUAUCUAUCUGUCUAUGUCUUUUCACUAUCUGUCUUUUCCAUAUCUAUAUCUUUUCACAAUUUUUCUAUGUCUUUUCACCAUCUAUCUAUCUAUGUCUUUUCAUUAUCUAUCUAUCUAUCUAUCUAUGUCUUUUCAUUAUCUAUCUAUCUAUGUCUUUUCAUUAUCUAUCUAUCUAUCUAUCUAUGUCUUUUCAUUAUCUAUCUAUCUAUGUCUUUUCAUUAUCUAUCUAUCUAUCUAUCUAUCUAUGUCUUUUCAUUAUCUAUCUAUCUAUCUAUCUAUCUAUCUAUGUCUUUUCAUUAUCUAUCUAUCUAUCUAUCUAUGUCUUUUCAUUAUCUAUCUAUCUAUCUAUCUAUGUCUUUUCAUUAUCUAUCUAUCUAUCUAUGUCUUUUCAUUAUCUAUCUAUCUAUCUAUGUCUUUUCAUUAUCUAUCUAUCUAUCUAUCUAUGUCUUUUCAUUAUCUAUCUAUCUAUCUAUGUCUUUUUAUUAUCUAUCUAUCUAUCUAUCUAUGUCUUUUCAUUAUCUAUCUAUCUAUCUAUGUCUUUUCAUUAUCUAUCUAUCUAUCUAUCUAUCUAUGUCUUUUCAUUAUCUAUCUAUCUAUCUAUCUAUGUCUUUUCAUUAUCUAUCUAUCUAUGUCUUUUCAUUAUCUAUCUAUCUAUCUAUCUAUGUCUUUUCAUUAUCUAUCUAUCUAUCUAUGUCUUUUCAUUAUCUAUCUAUCUAUCUAUGUCUUUUCAUUAUCUAUCUAUCUAUCUAUCUAUGUCUUUUCAUUAUCUAUCUGUCUUUUCACCUAUCUAUUUUUCCACUAUCUAUCUACCUAUCUCUUUUCACUAUCUUUAUCUAUUUUCACUAUCUUUAUCUAUUUUCACUAUCUAUAUCUAUUGUCACUAUCUAUCUUCAUUAUCUAUCUAUCUAUCUAUCUAUCUAUUGCGUUUGUUUGUAUGUGUGCCCGUGUAUUAUAUAUUUUUUACAGAUAA
Acanthosepion pharaonis is the source of this 1146-nucleotide messenger RNA. NCBI's taxonomy places the organism in Eukaryota, Metazoa, Mollusca, Cephalopoda, Sepiida, Sepiidae. The record is from the annotation of a GenBank genome assembly.